AUGGAGGCUACUUUGCUGUCUUGUCCUAGAUUACCCCAUAGGCCAUUUGUAAAGAAACCCUCUUACAACCUAAGACAUGGGAUCAUAACAAAAGUUGUAGUUGCUACAAAAAAAGAUGAUAAUGAGGGAAAAUCAUCAUCACCUGUUGAUGAAAAUAUGUCUGUUCUAAGACUGCACAUCAAGAAAAUGAAGGUGUUAGAGAGCAGUAGAACUAGCCAAAACCCUUCUUCUGAUUGGAUGGAAUGGGAGAAGAGGAUUUUUACGCGUUAUCACCAGGACGUUUGUGAAGCCAUGGCCUUGUUGCAAACGUAUCUGAUGAAUACGAGGCCGAGCGUGGCAUUAGGAGUGCUCGCGUUAGUCGCGAUGAGCGUUUCAUUAUCGAGUUCAACCGCCUUGGUUAAUGUCUUGAAGAUAGCAAAAGGAUUGUUGGAAGGCUGUCAUGUAUGUAUUGAUAUUGAUUUUUAG
Molecule: messenger RNA, 465 nt
Organism: Fraxinus pennsylvanica
Lineage: Eukaryota; Viridiplantae; Streptophyta; Magnoliopsida; Lamiales; Oleaceae
Source: the annotation of a GenBank genome assembly